Molecule: messenger RNA, 2727 nt
Organism: Sesamum indicum (sesame)
Lineage: Eukaryota; Viridiplantae; Streptophyta; Magnoliopsida; Lamiales; Pedaliaceae
Source: RefSeq, a predicted model, not a curated record
UCCACAGACAACACACACUCACGCACUAAAAAUUUCCUGGUUUUCUCAUAUUUUCCGCAAAGAUAGUAAAGCAAAUUCGUAUCCUAAGAAUCACCGCAGAUCGUCUAUGACACCAACAUGAUACGUUCGGUAUUGAAUGUUUUCUCGUGCUCCAUUUUCUCCGGAGCAUCACUAUUUUCGUGGGAUAUUAUGACACGGAGAUUUUGUCGGGAUCUUUCUCUGCUACAUGUUCCUUAGUUUGACGGGCUUUGGUCUUUUGACCCUUUUUCUCUAAGUCUUGAUCCGUCUCAUCAUAUAUUGUUUGCAAGGACAUAGAAGAUAUUAGUAUUACUUGAGCUUUUCAUCGAAUUUGUGGGUGCUUUUGUGAGAUUUCUAGAUAAGGGUCGGUUGAUAUUGGACAAAAUACCUUUUGUUCAUCAGUAGUUUAAAGAAAUCUUUCUCCAAUCGAAGCUUUGUGGUGGUGAAGCUUACCGAUCACACACUGAUCCAAAGGCCCUUUAUAUCUGUUCAUAGAAGCCCACCUGUUUGAUAUUUGAAUCAGAUUGAUAGAGUUAUGUCAUUGCAAAAACGGAUGGGAGAGACCGAGGAGGAGCAGAAGAGGGCUAAACAAAAGCUCAGCGUUACUGAGGUGGAGGAGGAUCUUGUUCUUAAUCAUCAGGUUGAUAUGCACGAGGAAGGGGAACUAAUGAUGGAGCUUGAAAAUAUGAAGAAGUUGCUCUCUGAUUUGCAAAAUGAAUUGAAGAAUAAGGAUGAAAAGAUCGAUUCUUUAGAAACGGAGGUUGGAAAAGCAAGAGAGGUCGAGUUGGUGUUGGCGGAGAGGGAUAUGUAUUUGGAGAAGUUGAACGAGGAAUUGAGAAUUGCAAGGGAGAAGGAGCAAGAUAUGACGGUGUUGCUCUCUGAAAAUAAGAGAAGGAUUCAAGAACUAGAAGCAGAAGCAGAAAGCGAGAAGCAGUCGGAGUCCAUAAUGGUUGAUACGUUUGAAGUUCGGUCUAAAGAGCUUGAGGCAACGAAGAUUGAACUCGAGAAAUCAAGGUCUGAAAUCAGUACUUUAAGGAAUCGGGUUGAAUCGUUGGAAGAAAUGUCGAGGAAAAAUAACAGAGAGGUUGAAUGUUUGAGUAGUGAAGACAGCGGUAGUAGUGAAGACAGCAGUAGUUCUAAAGACAUGGAGAUCAAAAGUCUCAUUGUUGAGCUGCAGAUGACAAAGGAGAAUCUGGCUCAAGCCCAAGAAUGUGAAAAGCAGGCGUUGCUUAAGGUGACUUGUCUACAUGAUGAAACGGAAGCACUCAAAAUGGAAUUGAAUAGAGCUCUUGAGGCUGACGAGAAGAGUACAAAGGCCUUGGAAGACUUAGCUUUCGCACUUAAAGAAGUUUCAACAGAAGCCAAUUACGCAAAGGAGAAGAUGAGUUUUACAAUAAUCGAGCUUGAGCAAGUGAAAGGAGAAGCUGAACUGCUGAAGACAAUGUUAAGAAACACUGAGGAAAGUUUUCAAAAGCUCUUAAAUCAAGCUAGACAAGAGGCAGAGUUAAACAAAAACACUGCAGAGAGACUGAGAUUAGAAGCAGAGGAAACAGUCAUGGCUUGGAAUGGGAAAGAAAUGGGCUUCGUUGGUUGCAUAAAAAGAGCUGAAGAGGAAAGGGUUAUCACACAAAGUGAGAACUGUAAACUUGUCGAGUCGCUGAAAGCAGCUGAAACUAUGGCACGGGCAGCAAGGGAAGAAACGCACAAAUUGCGGGACAUACUUAAGCAGGCUAUCAGUGAAGCCAAUGCUGCAAAAGCAGCUGCAGAUAUUGCUCGAGAGGAAAACUAUCAACUGAAAGAUUGUCUUUCCGAAAAGGAGGAGGAAUUGCAUUUCCUUACAGAGGAAAACAAACGCCUUACAAUUAGCGAAGCAGCAGCUCAAGAGCAUGUGAGGGAGAUUAAUAGAUUGCUCUCAUCAGUUUCAUCAGAACUGAAGACGGAGGAUGUGGAGGAAAAUGGGAUUCUGAGCUCACCUGAUUCGGAUGAUCAACGAGACAAGAUGGACAACAGUGAGACUUUCAGCUUUAAUCUUGAAGGCCUAAAGUUCAUGACUGAACCUGAAGAUUCAGUCAACAAAGUUUUGGAUAAAGAUCCCAUGAAGGGAGGAAUACUGAAAGGCUCAAUAUUUGAUACUGAUGCAGAAACACCAUUGUCAGAGCCUCGUACACCAAUACCAGUUCUUUCCCACGAAAGGAGGUAUUCGUUUGCCUUCAUAGAUGAUGAAGGAUCAACAGAUUCAGCCGAUUUUUAUCACUCAGACAGUGCACUCGAUGAGCCAGAUAGCAACGGAAGUUCCAAAAAACGAUCGAAAUCAAUGUUGCAGCGAGUGGGAAGUCUGAUGAUGGCCAGAAAAAGUCCAUCCAACGGGAAGACCAUUGUGGCACAGCCUUUGGCCUGAAAAUGGUUAAAGUGUUGUUGCCAAGUAGAUUUCUUCAAUGUACAUCUCAAACAUGUUACAUAUAGUGAAGGAAAACAAGAAAGAAUAUUGCCUGAUUUUCAUACAUUAAAUGAAAUCUUGAUCAUGUCUUAGCAUCUUACUGAUGGAACCUCUUACAUAUGACAACCAUCUUCUUAGAUAUUGUUUAGUUUGUGUAGGAGUAAGCAUACGCAGUCAAAAACUAAACUACAAAGAGUGAGUUGUAUAGCAUUGUAUGAAUACUAUAAUCUAUACUAUAUAUUAUGGGAAAAUCCCUAUACUACCUACCUGUU